AUGGCGUCGGUAUAUUCUGGAAUUGUCGGUAUUCUCGCUUUUCCUCUUUUCCAGCCCCUCCCUGCAACCCCUGAACGUCGUCGUCUCGUCAUCAUUGACGUCAAGCUGAUCCGGCCGCCACGCUGGAAUCGAUAUGCCCCAAUUCCAAAGGAUGCCAUCAAGCAAUUCGCAAUCACCCAAGAGGCGAUGAUGGCGAAAUUGGUGGAAAUGAUGGAUACGAUGGAUCUUCACUCAACAACCCAAUUAUACCAGUUGACACAUCCAAUGGCUGAUGAAUUGAUCCAAGCAUUUCAAGCAACUGGAAUGCACGCAAUUAUUGCACAGAAUUAUACCUCGAGGAAGCAGCUGGUUCACGAGAGUCACUACUGUCUUGGCUAUCGCGACGUCGGCGCUCGCGAUCUGAAGAUUCGAUGGCCAGCAACCCGGGGGCAACAACCGAUUACGCCAUUC
Messenger RNA from Mesorhabditis spiculigera, 450 nucleotides. The record is from the annotation of a GenBank genome assembly. Lineage: Eukaryota; Metazoa; Nematoda; Chromadorea; Rhabditida; Rhabditidae.